Marmota flaviventris (yellow-bellied marmot) is the source of this 5410-nucleotide messenger RNA. It is a transcript of the gene Pde3b, whose product is annotated as phosphodiesterase 3B. Gene Ontology annotation, biological process: signal transduction. The record is from RefSeq and is a predicted model, not a curated record. Lineage: Eukaryota; Metazoa; Chordata; Mammalia; Rodentia; Sciuridae. Gene Ontology annotation, molecular function: 3',5'-cyclic-nucleotide phosphodiesterase activity.
CGGGAGCUGGGAGGCGACACCGAGUCUCCAGUCCCGAGAGGUGCCCGAGGGAAAAGGAGGAGGCGGCCGCAGCGGUCCCGGAGAGAAGCUCCUGCCGCGCCUCUGCUCAGCCAGCAAGCAUGUCGCGGACUCCGCCGCUCCAGAGCCCGCGCGGCGGGGACCCUGGGUGGCGGCGGCGGGCGCAGCCCUGACGCGUCUCGAGCCGGUGGUCUCCCCGAACGCGGGGGACCGGGGUCCUGGAGCGCGAGCGGCCGCUGCGGUCGGAGCGCGGUGCGCUGAGCCCUGCGCUUCCCUGCGGUCCCGGCCAUGAGGAGGGACGAGCGAGACGCCAAAGCCAUGAGGUACCCGCAGUCGCCGGACGGGGCCGGCUCGCCCCUCGAGAGUCUGAGGAACGGCUACGUGAAGAGCUGCCUGAGCCCGCUGAGGCAGGACCCUCCGCGCGGCUUCUUCUUUCACCUCUGCCGCUUCUGCAACGUGGAGCCACCGCCGGCCUAUCCCCCGCAGCCGCGGCGCGGCUCCCCCUUCUCCCCGGCGCGCCUCUCGCUGGGCGCCCUGGCCGCCUUUGUCUUCGCCCUGCUGCUCGGCGCGGGGCCCGGGAGCUGGGCUGCCGGGGCCGCCCGGCUGCGGACGCUGCUGAGCGUGUGCUCGCACAGCCUCAGCCCUCUCUUCAGCAUCGCCUGUGCCUUCUUCUUCCUCACCUGCUUCCUGACGCGGACCCAGCGGGGGCCCGGCCCCGGCCGGAGCGGCGGCUCCUGGUGGCUGCUGGCGCUGCCCGCCUGCUGCUACCUGGGGGACUUCUUGGUGUGGCAGUGGUGGUCUUGGUCUGGGGGGGACGCGGCCGCGGCCCCGCACACGCCCCCGGCGGCGGCGGCGGCCGCGGCGGGCAGGUUGUUGUUGGUGCUGAGCUGCGUGGGGCUGCUGACGCUCGCGCACCCGGUGCGGCUCGGGCACAGCAUCCUGGUGCUGCUCGUCGCCAGCUUGGUCUGGUGGGUGUCCUUCGCCAGCCUCGGGGCGCUGCCCACUGCCCUCAGGCCGCUGCUCUCCUGCCUGGUCGGGGCCGUCGGAUGCCUGCUGGCCCUGGGCUUGGAUCACUUCUUUCACCUCAGGGAAGCCGCGCCUCACCCCCGGGUGCCCAGCACCCUGGAAGAAAAAGUGCCUGUGAUCAGACCCCGGAGGAGGUCCAGUUGCGCGUCGCUAGGAGAAACGGCAGCCGGUCACUAUGGCAGUGGCAAAAUGUUCAGGAGACCUUCGUUGCCUUGUAUUUCGAGAGAGCAGAUGAUUCUUUGGGAUUGGGACUUGAAGCAGUGGUAUAAGCCUCAUUACCAGAAUUCUGGAGGUGGAAAUGGAGUUGAUCUUUCAGUGCUAAAUGAGGCUCGCAAUAUGGUGUCAGAUCUUCUGAGUGACCCAAGCCUUCCUCCACAAGUCAUUUCUUCCCUACGAAGUAUCAGUAGCUUGAUGGGUGCAUUUUCUGGGUCUUGUAGGCCAAAGAUUAAUCCUCUCACACCAUUUCCUGGAUUUUACCCCUGCUCUGAAAUAGAGGACCCAACUGAGAAAGGAGAUCGAAAACUUCACAAGGGUCUAAGUAGUAGGAAUAGCUUACCAACUCCACAGCUGAGAAGGAGCUCAGGAACUUCAGGAUUGCUACCUAUUGAGCAGUCUUCAAGGUGGGAACGCAGUAAUGGCAAAAGACCUCACCAAGAAUUUGGCAUUUCAAGUCAUGGAUGCUAUCUAAAUGGGCCUUUUAGUUCGAAUCUACUGACAAUCCCAAAACAAAGGUCAUCUUCUAUAUCACUGACUCACCAUGUGGGUCUGAAAAGAGCUGGUGCUUUACCCAGCUUGAAUUCUCCUAGCCAUGGACAGAUGUCUGCUGGUUGUGUAACUAAUCGAUCACCCAUAGAAUUUCCUGAUACUGCUGAUUUUCUUACUAAACCAAAUGUUAUUUUACAUAGAUCUCUGGGCAAUGUACCCAAUGUACCAGAUUUUUAUCAGCAUCUUCGAAAUUCUGAUAGCAAUCUGUGUAACAACUGUGGACAUCAAAUACUAAAAUAUGUUUCAACAUGUGAAUCGGAUGGUACAGACAGCCACAGUGGAAAAUCAGGCGAAGAAGAUAUCAUUUUAUCAAAAGAAACAUUCAGCCUUUUGGAAACUCAACAAGAAGAGGAAUCAGAGAAGAGAGAUUGCAGAAAAUCAUUUUUGGACAGUGAUAACCUCCAAACAGAAGAGGCACAGCAACCAAAUAUCAAAGAGGAAACAUCAGUGGACCUGAUUUUAGUAGAAGACUACGAUUCAUUAAUAGAAAAGAUGAGCAACUGGAAUUUUCAAAUUUUUGAGCUUGUGGAAAAGAUGGGGGAGAAAUCAGGAAGAAUUCUCAGUCAGGUUAUGUAUUCCUUAUUUCAAGACACUGGCUUAUUGGAAAUAUUUAAAAUUCCUACUCAACAAUUCAUGAACUAUUUUCGUGCAUUAGAAAAUGGCUAUCGAGACAUUCCUUAUCACAAUCGUAUACAUGCCACGGAUGUCCUACAUGCAGUUUGGUAUCUGACAACUCGGCCAAUUCCUGGCUUACAGCAGAUCCAUAAUGAUCAUGAAACAAGAAAUGAAAAAGGUUCUGAUGAUAGAAUAAAUUCUGGGCGAAUGGCUUAUAUUUCUUCAAAGAGUUGCUCUGUUCCUGAUGAGAGUUACGGCUGCCUGUCUUCAAACAUUCCUGCACUGGAAUUGAUGGCUUUGUAUGUGGCAGCUGCCAUGCACGACUAUGAUCACCCAGGAAGGACAAAUGCAUUUCUAGUGGCUACAAAUGCACCUCAGGCAGUUUUGUACAAUGACAGAUCUGUUUUGGAAAAUCAUCAUGCUGCAUCAGCUUGGAAUCUAUAUCUUUCUCGCCCAGAAUACAACUUCCUUCUUAAUCUUGAUCAUGUGGAAUUCAAGCGCUUUCGUUUUCUAGUCAUUGAAGCAAUCCUUGCUACAGAUCUUAAAAAGCAUUUUGAUUUCCUUGCUGAAUUCAAUGCCAAGGCCAAUGAUGUAAACAGCAAUGGUAUAGAAUGGAGUAGUGAAAAUGAUCGUCUCUUGGUCUGCCAGGUGUGCAUUAAACUUGCAGAUAUAAAUGGCCCAGCAAAAGUUCGGGACUUGCAUUUGAAAUGGACAGAGGGCAUUGUCAAUGAAUUUUAUGAGCAGGGAGAUGAAGAAGCAAAUCUUGGUCUACCCAUCAGUCCCUUCAUGGAUCGUUCUUCUCCUCAACUAGCAAAACUCCAAGAAUCUUUUAUCACUCAUAUAGUGGGUCCCCUGUGUAACUCCUAUGAUGCUGCUGGUUUGCUGCCGGGUCAGUGGAUAGAAACAGAAGAGGAUGAUGAUACUGAAAGUAGUGAUGAUGAAGAUGGUGAAGAAUUAGAUAUGGAUGAUGAAGAAAUGGAGGACAAUCUAAAUCCUAAACCACAAAGAAGGAAAAGCAGAAGGCGAAUAUUUUGUCAGCUGAUGCACCACCUCACUGAAAACCACAAGAUAUGGAAGGAAAUCAUAGAGGAAGAAGAAAAAUGUAAAGCUGAGGGAAAUAAACUGCAGGUAGAAAAAACUUCAUUAUCUCAAGCAGAUGAGAUUCAGGUCAUUGAAGAAGCAGAUGAAGAGGAAGAACGACAGUUCGAAUAAAAGAAGUCAUACAGAAGAAACCUGGAGGGCAGUGCCCAGGGUCAGAUAUCAUUAUCUAAUGUUCACUGUGCUGACUUUCAACUGACCAAUCCCACAUGACAGGCCUUAAUACUGUGAGAGGAUCCUUGCUGUGCUGUCAAUUUCCUACUCCUAAGCACUUUCAUCACAUGUACUAGAAAAUUAUUCUUAGAGCUAGGUUUCAGUUGACCCAUGUUGCAAAGCCCUUGUUCAAAGCCUUCACUGAUGUUUAAAUAUUCUGUGAAAAUGAUGCUUUGCUGGGCAGUGAGCUUUUAUUUUUCAUGGAGGAGACAUCUGUAAUGAAAAACUCAAGUGACCUACUUCAAUUUUCAAAGUGUCCAGAACAUUCUGCUUCUGUGAAAACAGAAUUCAUGUUUAUUUCCAAAUGCAUCUUUUAUAUCUUUGAACAUUUUGAAAAAUCUAUAUCUAUCUAAAAAGAAUCCAUGUGGCCUUUCUGAGGAAUUUCUGCUAAAUGCCAUACACUGUUCAAUGCUGUUCUACCAGCUAGAGUUGUCUAUGAAGGACUGAGUGACCUUUGUUAUAUUUAACAAAAUCCAGGUGCAUCUAUUUCUGAUGCUUUUUACUAUUGUGUAUUAUCUACUAUGUGUGUUUUAUUUCUGCUCAAAGUAUUCAGGUUUGCCAUGGACAUCAGAAGUAUAAAUUCUAGUCUUACAGACUUUAUGUUCCGUGGUUGAAUUUUAAAGCUGUUUAACAAUGAAGGAAUUUUAUUCUUUAGUCAAAACUGUUCUUGUUUUUACUCUUGCUCAGGAUUAGUAUUUUUAAACAUUUAGUUAUUAUAAACAGCAUAAAUUUAUUAGAAGAAAAGAGUUGUCCUAAUAUUGAUGUGAACCUUUUAUGAUAUUAGCAUCAUUUUCUCUGUUCUUAGAUGAAUUUGAGACUAAUUAAAGCCAAGGAAAAGGAGAUAUCUGUCUUUUGCCUUAAUGUAAAAUCAAAUGAAAUUAAUUCUAUCAAAGAUAAAGAACAAAAGAAAUAUGGUGAGUCCUAAAGGAUACAUAUGUUGAAUAAAUAAUUGUAAUAUGUAGUUAUCUUUACAUCCACAUCUUAGGCAUCAUGUGUUUAAUUCCUGAAAAACUGCAUUCAUCUUUCUGUUAAUUUCUUUCUGCCUCAAGACCACUUGACAGGAAUGAUCUGUCACUACUCAAAAAUUCUAAAGUUCAACUGAAAGACUGACUUCUGAGAUAAAGCAAAUGAUGGAAAUAUUUAAUUUUUAUAUAAAAAAUGAAAUAUUUUAGUAAAUAAUUUCAUACCAAAGCAUAUAACUAAGUUACCACAUUAAGAUGAUUGUAAAGAAAAUGGAUCAUAUUUACAAUAUUUAUGAACUUGUUAGGUUGGGGAUAUGAACCUAAUUGUAAAAAAUAUUCUAAGUUAUAAAGUGCAGUCAAAAUGAUAUCAAGAUGGUAAACUAAUAUUUUUCAUUAUUCUUCAAGACCAUUUCAUAUUUUGGAGCCAUGAAACUUUGUAGACAAACUAUUAAUUUUCAAGUUAAUUCCUACAAUGUCAGUAGUUUCUUACCUACCUAGAAAUGUGUGGGUUGUCAGAAAGAUACCAACUAAAGAUCUAUUGAAGAGUUGGGAUUUUUUUUAUCUUAUACAGUAUCAUAAUAUUUAAUGAAUCACUAAGUUUUAUUUAUUAAAUAUAUUGAGUGCUAAGUUCCUUUCUGCCACUUUUGCAACCAUUACCACACCAUCUGUAAACUGGUCCCACCAUAUAUUACUAAUAAAAUUUUAACUGAUAA